Molecule: messenger RNA, 1209 nt
Organism: Aricia agestis (brown argus)
Lineage: Eukaryota; Metazoa; Arthropoda; Insecta; Lepidoptera; Lycaenidae
Gene: serpin-7
Product: serpin B6-like
Exons: 1
Coding region: 1-1209 (402 amino acids)
Molecular function (GO): serine-type endopeptidase inhibitor activity
Source: RefSeq, a predicted model, not a curated record
AUGGCUAGACUUAUAUUAUUAUUUUGUGCGGUGAUAUCCACGAUAAACGCCCAGUGCACGGUGGAGAAGGCCGAGCCGCAGCUGAGGAGAGCGGUCUAUGAGUUCUCCAUCGAUCUCCUCCAGAGGACCGCGCAGGAUACGGACUACCACUUCGUGUCCUCCCCCCUGUCGGUAUGGACCCUCCUCGCCAGCGCCUCCCUCGGCGCCGCCGACGAGACGCUCAGCGAGAUGAAGAAGGUGCUGCACCUGAGCAGAAACAAGUGCUUCAACAACAAAUACCUCGAGAUAGCGAACCUGGUGACCUCGGUCGACGAGACGGACGGCUCGUUCCUCGAGCGAAGCGCGGUUAUAUUUGCCGACGACCAGGCGCGCAUCACCGACAUCUAUAAGAACAAGGUGGCGAGGAGCAAAAUUAGCAAAAUCGAGGAGAUCUCCUUCGAAAAUCUCGAUCAGUCGGCGGCGACGAUCAACGACUACGUCCGGACGGCCACGCACGACACAAUAGAAGAUAUUGUGUCGCCCGGCGACUUGGAGAACGUGGUAUUGGUGAUGAUCGACGCGCUGUUCUUCAAGGGCACGUGGACCAAGCCGUUUUCGGAGGAGGACACCGAGGAGAGCGCCUUCUACAACGACCUGAACGUUCAGGUCGGCGACGUCCAGCUCAUGUACAGCAUGGACGAGUACAACGUGACGGUUCUGGACCAGCUGCAAGCUCAGGUGUUGGAGCUGCCCUACGGACAGAACAGGCGGUUCUCGAUGUUCGUCUUUCUGCCGCUGAUGGAAGCGUCUUUGGCGACGGUGAUAGACAGCCUUCAGCACGUCAGCUUACCGGCGAUCAGGAACUUAUUCGCUACGUACGGCCCCACGCAGACUAUCGUGCAGCUGCCGAGGUUCAAGGUCUCGUCGGAUCUCAGCAACCUCAAGGAGCUGCUGAGCGAUAUGGGCCUAAGGGCUCCCUUCGACAGCACCGUCGCCAGCUUCCCGAUCAUUUCCGAUUCGGAGAUUUACAUAUCGACCUUGAUCCAAAAGGCCGAGAUUGAGGUGAACGAGCAGGGAACGACUGCGUCUGCGGCGUCGGCCGCGGAGUUCGUGUCGAGGACGAGACCGACACAGUUCAACGCCAACAGACCCUUCCUAUUCAUGAUAGUCGACAACAACAACGAUAUACCGAUAUUCACAGGAGCUUUCUCCAAGCCAUCGUUGUUCUAG